Molecule: messenger RNA, 570 nt
Organism: Cucurbitaria berberidis CBS 394.84
Lineage: Eukaryota; Fungi; Ascomycota; Dothideomycetes; Pleosporales; Cucurbitariaceae
Exons: 1
Coding region: 169-456 (95 amino acids)
Source: RefSeq, a predicted model, not a curated record
UUGCACAAACAACUAGGACAGACAUUUCAUCACUUCAUGGACGCUCCGAUGCGGACGUCGUCAAGGCCUGUCACCUGCAUCAGGCAGGCCGCCAACUGGGCAGCUACCGUACCUCGGGUACAGUCUCGAACCUGUCACACUCGCAUCACGCACCGACGGGCCUAGCGCAUGUUGUUUGAGAGCGAAUCUCACCAUCCACCGACUCCUGUCGCUGCGCCUUGUGACUUUUGGUAUCGCAAGACAAUGCCUACGCCAAGCGUAUCGCUAGGACGCGGAACUCGUCCUACGAGUUCGUGGAUCGGGGAUUGUGCACCUGUCUUAGGGGCACGAAUUACACAUAUUCUUUGUAGCAUGUCGGCAAGAUCCAGAAGUCAUUACUACUUACAAAUGGUUUUGCUCCAACGCCUUCAAUUUCAAGGCAUGAUGGAGCCGAGCUUGAGCAAGGAAAACCCCUGAAGUCGGGCUGCCAGAAUCUUCGGCGGGGUGCGAAGGCGUUGUGUGACAGCGGCAGAUGAACAAGAUUCCGAGAGGCGUUCGCUAUGCAAGAUGCACGACUGACACGUGCAUGAC